Molecule: messenger RNA, 2077 nt
Organism: Schistosoma bovis
Lineage: Eukaryota; Metazoa; Platyhelminthes; Trematoda; Strigeidida; Schistosomatidae
Source: the annotation of a GenBank genome assembly
CGACGAAUUUGUACAUUACUUCAGGAUUUCAAGUCAAAGGUGUAUUUAUGACUAACUGGGAUUCCUUGGAUGAAAAUACUGACUGUUCUUUAGACAAAGACCGUCAAGAUGCUCAGUUUGUUUGUGAUCAUUUGGGGAUACCUUUUUUCGAGAAAAAUUUUGUUAAAGAAUAUUGGAAUUACGUGUUUUUACCGCUUAUCAAGUCCUAUGAGCAGGGAGCUACACCAAAUCCAGAUAUAUUGUGUAAUAGAUUUGUAAAAUUCAAUUUGCUAACAAGGGCAGUGUUAAAAAGCAAGAACCAAUGCGCUGAUGAUGACGUUCAAGCAUCUUCAAAUUUGGCUGCAGACGCAAUUGCCACUGGCCAUUACUGUCAAAAUUCUUUUGGAAAUUAUCUGCAAUACCGAAAGGACAAUAUUGAGGCCAGAUUAUUACGUUCUGUUGAUAGAGUGAAAGACCAGACAUUUUGGCUAUCGACUAUUUCUCACAAAGAACUUCCAUAUUGUAUGUUUCCAGUUGGAGAUCUAUUAAAAACCCAAGUGAAACAAAUUGCUCAAGAUAUUGGCCUUUCUCGUAUAUACUCCAGACGUGAAAGUAUGGGAAUGUGUUUUAUUGGUAAAAGGCGGUUCUCAGAGUUUAUUGAUAAUUAUUUGGAACCAAAGCCUGGCGUUUAUAAAGAUCUUGAAACUGAUCAAGUUUUGGAAGAGCAUACAGGUGUACAUCAUUUUACUUUGGGUCAACGAAUUCCUAUUAAACGUUUUAAUGGACCUUAUUAUGUUAGUAAAAUGGAUUGUCACAAUCAAAUAAUUUAUGUAGUACGGGACCCAGCUCACCCAAGUUUGUUUAUGCGCAAGUGUUGGUGUGGUCCUGCAGUUUGGAUAAACUCUGAGCCAUUUUCAUCUAUAAACUCAAGGAAUAUUCAAUUCCAAUGGCAAAACAAAUGGCGUCCAGUUAACUGUAUUUUAAAACCUUUCAGUGACAUAUCUUUGGCGUCAGCUUACCUUAGGAAAGACAUGAAACGAUGUCUUUCUAGCUCAGACAAUGCAACACUCGCCAGUGUAAUCGAUGCAUCCAUUGAAGAUAACAGAGAGGUUGGACCAUGUUUAUCAAUUGAAUUAGAAGCGCCAAUGCGUUGUAUUGCACCGGGACAAUGGUGUGCAUUUUAUGAUAAUGACAUAUGUUUAGGUGGAGCAAUGAUAUGCGGUUCAAUAAGUCUUUGGGAAGAAGGGCAAAACACUUCAUAUCAUGAGUGGAAUCAUAGCGACUACGAAUUGACAUAUGGUUAAAUUUAAGAACAACAUCUAUCCCUUUUAAAUUUGUAAAUAGUUUAGGAGACUAUGAGUCGGUCAGUUAAAGUUUUUUACAAGUUGCAUCAAUAAAUGAUGCUAUGACUUAUUAUUUUAUUUGUUAUUUGGCGAACUUCUAAAAUGAAUUAGAAAUGAACCAACCUAUUGAUAGACAACAUAUGUGAAACACUCAACGCUACAUUAUCAAUUGCAGUAAGACAUGACUCUAAAAUCAAGGCACAGGUUUUUGAAAAGUGUUUAGGGUGAUAGAAAAAAACCAAUAAGGAUCCUCGUCACCGGAACGGUCGGAAUUCUUCCAAAAUGACUCACUCGUAUGAGGCAAAAGCACUGCUAAUGAAUCACGACAAUAAGGAUUACUAAAUGUUGACAUAAGAUAUGUUUUGAAACGUGGUUUUCGUCCCAAGCUGAUAGUUGAUUUUUCCGGGAAUGAAUUCUUAGAAAAUCAACAUCAGUGGUGUUAGAGCAAUCACACUCUAAGAAAAUCCAGAUUUGUAGAUAGGAUGGCUUGCUUUCGUGUUUUGACUGAAGUUAACAGAUAUUUAACUCAAAUAAGCAAGUUCAUUUAAAACAUUCAUAUAAUCUCGAGCUUAGUCUGUUGCUUUAUAGAGAACUGGUGGCUCAUAGGAAUACAAACAAAUAUGUUGACGAUGUACUCCAAAGUAAAGCAGAAAUUGUCAUUAUGGAGUUGUGGGAAUGGCCGAAUUUCAUUGAAAUCACACUGAUUUAAGUUGAGCAUGUAAGCACCAGACAGCCGUUCCGUCCUAGUGUGGGAU